Molecule: messenger RNA, 4842 nt
Organism: Dunckerocampus dactyliophorus (ringed pipefish)
Lineage: Eukaryota; Metazoa; Chordata; Actinopteri; Syngnathiformes; Syngnathidae
Gene: ciarta
Product: circadian associated repressor of transcription a
Exons: 6
Coding region: 210-1442 (410 amino acids)
Biological process (GO): circadian regulation of gene expression; negative regulation of DNA-templated transcription
Cellular component (GO): nucleus
Molecular function (GO): RNA polymerase II cis-regulatory region sequence-specific DNA binding
Source: RefSeq, a predicted model, not a curated record
ACGUGGAUCCCGGCACAUGUUGACGCUCGUAUAGUGGCGAGAGAGAAAGAGCGUAGCAAAGACACACGGCGACCCACGGCCACGGCGAAUGGGUGCAUCUACUCCAUGGAGUAAGUGUGUGUCGAAGCUUACAAGGCGGGGUCCUCACUGAGUUGGAGAUAGAAGCCUACUUUCGUGGCAGGUGCUGAUUUUGAUCACAAAUAGUGGAGAUGCAGUCCCAGGGCAGCACUUCCUCCCAACCCUCCUUUGACUCCCUCAGCUCCAGCGACAGCCUCCUGUUGAGCGACUCCGAGGACGCUGACGUCUUCCUGACGGACAGCUCCACCUCAGCCAUCCUCGACGGAGUGGGCGGCUCGUCCGCCCACGCCGGCCGGGCAUCAGAGAGCCCCGGGUCCCAGUGGGCGUGCGACGGCUUCACCGACAAAGACGAAGAGGAGGAGGCGGCGUUUGGGAUGGGGAGCAAGGCGGCCCGCGAUGCUCGUCCUGCGGGUCAGGUUCCCAAAUCGCAGGGCGAUCUCCUGUUUGCUCAGAAGUGUGCUGAGUUGCAGGGUUUUGUCAGACCUCUGAUGGAGCUGCUGAAUGGACUAAAGAAGGGCCGAUUUGACCGUGGUCUGAGUAGUUUCCAGCAGAGCGUCGCCAUGGAUCGGAUCCAGAGGAUCGUGGGUGUUUUACAGAGACCAAACUGCGGGGAGAAGUAUCUCAACACUCUCCUCCAGGUGGAGAUGAUGCUGAAGCUUUGGUUUCCUCACAUCGCAAGUCAGCCGGUGUCGUCCGCCUCCAGCGUGGCCUCAUCCCCCGCCCGCUCCCUCCAAGACGUACCCGGCACCAUGCCGCCGCACAAGCACAGGGAUCAGUUGCAUAUUCCCGUCAAGAAACGCAGACUCAGCUGGACAGGGACAGACUCUCCAACGCCGUCUCCAGGGCUCCCAAAGUGUCCUCGCCUCAGUCCAGAAGAGAAAAAGACAAAGGAGCAAGGUGAUGAUGAUGAUGAAGAGGGGGAAGAAGAAGAAGGCAGCCGCCCUCCGCCUUCGUCACUGGCUUCACCCGACAUGAGCGGCGACACUAAGGGAAGCGGUGACGGCGAGUUCAAAGCGGGUCAAGGGUCCGAGCCCAGCCUCACGUGGAUGCACGUCGCUCCCAUCCUGUCCCCGCGCAAGACCUGUCCGUCACGUGAGGGGACACCGGCGAUGGCGGCGGCCAGCAGCGAAGACCAGCUGGUCCCGGCCGGCGGCAGGGGCAGCCCGGCCACGCAGGACAGCUCCGUCUCCUCCACCACGCCCUCCAAGCACACCAAGAAUCUCAAGAAAGCCACCCGGUGCCAAAGCCAGCCUGCCGCCGAGCAACAAAGCGAGACGAAGAGCUGCCAAGCGCAAAGCCAGUCCAGCCACACCGACGUGAAGCCUUUGACCCGGGCGUGUCGCCCCACCCCCUUGGAGACCUGAGAACCCGCAGCCUCACUUUGCUGCACCUCCGGGCUUCGUGCGGCGAGAGUUAAGACAGGACAGAAGAAGAGAAUAAUCACAAUUCUUUAAAAAUAAAAUUCAAAAAAUCAAGCAAAUGAUGAACGGAUCGAGACAACCAACAAACUCUUGUAGCGCGUUUGUCACAUGUAAGCAAUCACGGACCACUUCCUGUCAAGAGAGGAAGUAACUGACUGACCAUGAUGAUGAUGAUGAUGAGGACGGAGCCGCUGUUGCUUGCCGUUAGAUGGGGGGGUGAAAAAAGCGAUCGAGUGUACAGUACAGGACGUGUGGUGCGUUUAGAGGCAUUGCAGACGGUGGGAGGAGAAACAAACGAUGUCAUCAACUCACGAAUGUAAGCUGAGAAGAGCUCGGCUGGCGGGGGAGCAACGCCGCAGUUAAUUUAUUCGUAUGUUGAUCUGACACUGCAUUUAUUUAUUCUUUGUAUUUAUUUAUUGGGCAGCUGAAUAUCGCCGCACACACACACGGUGAGGCCAUCAACCUUUGUUUUUUAUAUACGGUAUAUUAUUAUUAUUAUUAUUAUUAUUAGUGACAUUGUUGACAGGUGUGUGUUUUUUUAUCAUUUUGAGGGCAAACAAUGUAAAGGAAAUGUUUUGAUUGAACUGUUGGACUACUGUGCCUUUUACCAAAUAGGAUGUGUUUUGUUGUUGGAUUUGUCUUUUUUUUCAAAGGAAUAAUUGGUGCUUUCAGAGCAUUUUUGCUGCAUUUUGAUUGUUUGCUUGCAUUGGACACAUUCAGUAAUCACUCAGUAGUCAUUCGUACCUUUCAUCGAGCAUCACAUGAGAUCAUUCUAUCUGCCAAUCACGUAUUCUCACGCAACAUCAACACACACAGGCUUUUCCGCUAGCCUUUUCUUUUUCUCCUCUCGGUUCCGACCCGAAUCCAGGGAACCGUGCGGAGCUGCACUCGAGGCUGGUGCACUGAAAAAAACAAAAACAAACUUGAAACCACAACUCGGAAUGGAAACAUUCGUGAGGAAAUGUUGCACCGCCAUCCUCUCACUGCUGCUAUUCUGCAUUUGUAACGCCGGCCUAAAUGAUAGGAGGUUCAUUUUGACGUUGAAAAAUGUAGGAGGGGCGAUUGAAAAUAAUGACGACUUAAUGCAAAAGUGUUCUAAAUAUUUCUACUGAACUAUUUUUCAAUUUGUAUGAGUGGGUCAUACGUGUAUUUACAUGGAGGGAGGAGGUAGCAGGAAAAGCACCACAGAGCCAUGCGACCACUUAUUAUAGUUGUUUUUUUUUUUUCAUUUUUAACAAUUUUAUUUCAUUAAUUUUUGUUUUGUUUUCCAUUUGUUUUUGAUUUUUGUUUUAUUAUGUAAUGUAUUUUUCUUGUCCUUUGAAACUAUAGCAUUCAUUAAAAAAGUGACAUGUUUUAUUUUUAGCUUUAUUCAAUUUUUCUCUUUGUUUUAUGGACAUUUCUUUGAUUGUGUUGGACUGAGGUGGUUGGAUGCACCAGAUGCUGACUCUCCAGAGCGUGUGUGCGUGUGAGGGUGGGAGUGUGGUGGGGUCCACUUCCACUCCGCCCCUCUUUUUUCUACGGCCAUGGUGUGACCAAUUGCACAUAUUUUUUUGGUUUUCCACGUACGUUUUCUACUUCAUUGACCGUGGUUGGAAGGAUUUGGGAGUUUGUGGUAGCCUGCCUUCUUCUACUUCCACUGUUAAACUGUACCCCCCCCCACCCAUCACCACCACACUUGUCUUUGCCCUUGCUUGACCCCCCUCCCGUCCUUCAAUCUUAGUAUCUUUGUUUUCUUCCACUAAACUCUUCACUUGUUAACUCUUCUGGCUACUUUUUUCAAUAAUCGUACAACAAAAGGAUUUUUAAAAAAACAAUAAAUGACACAUUUUUUAAAAUCUGAAUUGUUUCAUUGGAUUUUUGUUUAUUGCUUUCUUAAAAUAUGUUUUGUAUUUUUGUACGGAUUGUAGAAAAGCAGCUCUUACUAAACAGAUGUGUGGCUCCACGGGGGUGCAGAUUUAGAGGAUGUACAUUUUGAAGUGUGCGUGUGUGUAGGUGGGGGGGGGGGACAGGGUGCGAGCCUUCAGCCUCGCUAAUCUGACUGGCACAAGAAGGGGUGGUGCAGUGUUUGAUCCUCCUACCAGCUGCUGAAACAGAGGACAAACACGACUCCAUUCUAACGUGUGUGUUCCAUACGGCCGAGUAUCAGGGCCACGUUGGGGAACAUAACACAAAAAAUCUGAGAUUUCGAGAAAAAAGUUGUAAAUUUAUGAGAAAAAAAAGACGUAAUAUUACCUUUGCCUAAGGCCAAAGGUCACAUUAAAUCCACCCCCUUUCAUAGCUGUCUCAGGCAAUGCCUGUUACGAUGGAAGAUUAAAAUAAUCUGAGAUUUUGAGAAUAAAGUCGUACAUUUACGAGAAUAAAGUUGUAAAUUUGAAAAAAAGUUGUAAUUUACGACUAUGAGACUUUAUGUAUGACUUGUACAUUUAUGAGAAAAAAGUUGUAAAUUUACGAGAAAUAAACACACACAAAAGUUUUGACUUUAUGACUUGAUAAAAUAAGUCGUAAAUUUAUGACAAAAAUGUAAUACAUUUACAAGAAAAAAGUGAUUCUUUUUCUAAAAAAAAAAAGUCAUAAUAUUACCUUUGCCCAAAGCCAAAGGUCACAUAAGUCCACCCUUUUCAUAGCUGUCUCAGGCAAUGAUUGUUACGGAGUAUUAAAAUAAUAAGAAGAAGAUUUCAAGAAGAAAGCCAAAAAUUUACGAGAAUGAAGUCUUUACGUGGAGAAAAGUCAUCAUUUUAUGAGAAUAAAGUUGUAAAUUUAUAAGAAAAAAAAGUUGUAAAUUCACAAGAAAAAAAACAACGUAAAUUUAGGAUAAAAAAUGUUGUAAGAGUACGCAUAAGUCCCCCUUUUUCAUAGCUGUCUCAGGCAACGCCUGUUAAGAGUAUUAAAAUAAUCUGAGAUUUUGAGAAUUCUCGUAAAUUUAUGAGAAAAAAAUGGUAACUUUAUGUUACAGGCACUGACUGAGACAGCUACGAAAAGGGGGGACUUACGUGACCUUUGGCCUUGAGCAUGUGGAGGGGGCGGGGUAAGGAAGGCCUAGCUCCUAGGGUAAAGAAGGGCUAGCUAGCCAUGCUAAUCUGUUUUGCUGCCAGGUUGUAAAUAAAAGCUUGCCUGAAGCAAGAGGAAAGUUUCCUUCCUUCCUGAAGAGCUAUGCUCUAUUUUCCCUCUCACACGUACGACACCAUCACUCCUCAUAUUAACACUUUAUUCUCCUAAUAUUACCACUUUUUCUCGUAAAUUUCUGACUUUAUUCUUGUAAAUUUACGACUUUAUUCUUGAAAUCUCUGACUAACUUGACUUGCAAAGCGAUGGGGUCGAGGCGGGGCGCUUAUUAGGAUGGCAG